AUGGUUACUGACUCGGUGGAAGACGACCUUGUGGGCCUCAUUUGUCCUCCGGCUCAUCCAACCACCCUGCUGUUGACCGCAUGCUGGUUUGUGGAGCUGUGGGGUGACAUAUGUUUGCACCCUGACUGGUCACCAGUCGUGUCGUCGAUCGGCCGAGAGCUGGGCGUUCCGAACCCAGACACACUGGUGCAGAUCUCGCGCUGUGGUGGCAACUCUGCCGAUCUGCUCCGCUUAGAAGACAUCAUAACUACCAAGCUCGGUGGCGAUCUUGAUGGAGUCAACGCCUAUGACUUCCUGCGCCUCUUCGCUUCCGCAGCUGUGGUCUUCCCUGACAGUGGCACAUUCCCACCAUCCACAGACCAGGAAACAGACACCGGGCGGGCGGAAAAUGUGGAGGAAGUGCGACCAGACGAUGGUGAUGGUGACGAUGAGGUCUUCAUGGACGACAGUAGCAGUGGUGAUAAGGUGAUUGGUCAGCGUCUGCUUGGCCCUAUUUCACGCGGAUGCUCCAGGUCCCUUCCCGAUGAUCCCCGCACGGCGUCGUCCACUGCUGAGUUAGCGGGUGCACUGCCGUCGUCUACCGCAGGUCCCCAGAGUCGGCGCAUGUACGAUCUUUGGAGCGCGAUGACUAGUCGUCUUGUUGUCUCGCUCUGUUCCCUGGAGGUCUACCGCUACCGUCCGGCGACUCUGGCCUUGAGUAUCCUCCUACAGCUCCGCGUGGUUGGCGUACCUGCCCUUGCACGACUGUGCAAU
Dibothriocephalus latus is the source of this 753-nucleotide messenger RNA. The record is from the annotation of a GenBank genome assembly. NCBI's taxonomy places the organism in Eukaryota, Metazoa, Platyhelminthes, Cestoda, Diphyllobothriidea, Diphyllobothriidae.